UUUGUACCUACCUAGCUGUGUUGCUUACUUGCUUGUGAUUAUUGAUUGCGUGUAUCUGAUCGGAAUACAGCUCUGUGUACAGCUCAAAAUCGAGUUAAAAAAAUCUGAAAUUUUCCGUAGACGUGAAGUGCAGUCUUAUUCGGAUUAUAUUACAAAUAUUUUGCAGAACUUUAUAUCUCACCAAACCUUGGACAUAAAUCUUUUUCAAUAUACAGUGAAAUGGCUAAUCUGUGCAAAUAUUAUAAUAUGUUGUUUACAAAUUCGCGUCAAAUCUUCCUGAAUACUUAAUAAUUUGUGGAGCAAAUUCAUCUUUUGAAAACCGGUUACAAUGGCUUAUUAGAAUAGUGUUUUUGUGCAAUGUGCUAAACCUGGUUUUAUAGUAUAAAGUAGUUCAUAAAAAAAUCAUCACCAUGGACGACGACGGGGACGAUAAAGACGAUACCAAAAGGUGAGCAACAAGGAGGACUCGCAACUUAAGUGAAAAGAAACGUCGAGACCAGUUCAACAUGCUUGUGAAUGAGUUGGGUGCAAUGGUGUCCACAAACAACAGAAAAAUGGACAAGUCAACUGUUCUGAAAUCAACUAUUUCAUUUUUGAAGAACCAUAAUGAAAUAACCGUGAGGUCUCGCGCUCAUGAUGUACAAGAGGAUUGGAAACCUGCUUUUCUAUCAAAUGAGGAAUUCACUUAUCUUGUUUUGGAGGCCUUGGAGGGUUUUGUUAUGGUUUUCUCGGCAACUGGACGAAUUUACUACGUAUCCGAGGGAAUAACCUCAUUACUUGGACACAAUCCGAGCGAUAUUCUGAAUACUACAAUAUUUGAUCUUACGUAUGAAGAUGACCGACCGAAUUUGUUCAAUCUUCUACAGAAUUCAGGGCCGACUGUAGAUCCAAAUCAGCCAAUAACAGAAGAGAAUGAAAUCAAGUUCCAAUGUCAUUUACAACGGGGCACAUUGGAUUUCCGGGAUGAGAUUACAUAUGAGCUUGUGGAGUUCAAUGGACAUUUUCGUGUCAACACGAAACAAAUAGAUGGCGACGAUAUGUACCAACUGGAUCCCGACUCUAGGCUGCUAUUCAUAUGCACUGGAAGGUUGUGCACGCCUCAACUGAUCCGAGACGUGUCACUGGUUGACACGAGCCGCAACGAGUUCACUUCGCGGCACAGCCUCGAGUGGAAGUUCCUGUUCCUGGACCAUCGCGCUCCGCCUAUCAUUGGAUACUUGCCGUUUGAGGUCUUGGGCACUUCUGGCUAUGACUACUACCACUUUGACGACUUGGAGAAGGUCGUCACCUGCCAUGAAGCCUUAAUGCAAAAGGGCGAGUUGACGUCGUGCUACUACAGAUUCCUAACCAAAGGCCAACAAUGGAUCUGGCUGCAGACACGGUUCUACAUCACAUACCAUCAGUGGAACUCCAAGCCAGAGUUUGUUAUGUGUACACAUCGAGUUGUGAGUUAUGCUGACAUACAAAAGAGCACAAAACAAGAAAUAACAGACAUGGAAGUGGCGGAUCAGCCAGAAGUCAAUCAAACGGUUCUGAAGGAAGCUCCGGAAGAAACCAUGGUGGCUAUGUCACCAUCUUAUAUGUCGGAGACGAGCGAGGCGUAUGGGAACUCCUACCAUUCACUAUCGCAGCCGCCGUCCGUGAAGUCCGCGUCAGCCGGCAGCACGAGCGGCACGCACGCGCACGUGGGCGCGCACACGGCGAGCACGUCGUGGUCGCGCGCGUCGCACACGCGCUAUUCGGCCGGCUACGAGAACAGCAUGCUGUCGGCCGACUCGCGCUCCUCGCAGCGCUCCAGCUCGAGAGACAGCAAAGAAGUGCCGAGCCGCAUGGAGGCCCGCGAGACGGACUUCCACAACCGCACGAUGUUCGCGCCGCACAAGGCGGUGGAGCCGGCAGUGGUGCCGCAGCACGGGAUCGGUGCCCAGUACCUGGAGCCGGCCCCGUACGUUGGGGUCACGGUGCCCGGCGUGCUGCCGAUACUGCCCCCGCUGCCGGUCAUCGUGUCCUCCGACCAGGCGCAGAUACAGUGGCCGUGGCAGGAGCAGUUGCAGCGCAAACACGAGGAGUUGCAGCAGAUGAUCGUGCGCCAGCAGGAGGAGCUGCGGCAAGUGAAGGAGCAGCUGCUGCUCGCCCGCCUAGGGAUGCUGCAACCGCUUAUCAAUGUCCAAAAUCCGUACGGGCCAGAGGACGGGCAACAGAACCAGCGCAUGCCAGCACAAAUCAUGUACGAGGGGUCUCCGAGCCGCAGCGUGACGUACCCACAGCCGCCGGGACACUUGCCACACACGCACUCCAACCAGCAGCAGCAUCACAAUGAGUAAUCAUCAUCAAAUUGUGAGCCCAUUUUUCUUUCGAUAGGGGUUGUAUCGCUAUUAGCAGAUUAUUAUUGGUUAAUAUAAUCUGUAUCGUCAAUUUUCAAUCUGAGUCCAUUUUUUGAUGGCAAUAGCGGUUGUAUCACAUAUAGAGCCCAUUUUUGUUUGUCAAUAGUGGUUGUAUCGUCAUUUUGAGCCUAUUUUAUUUGGUAAAUACAGGUUGUAUCAUGAUUAUGAGCACAUUUUUUGGUCAAUAGGGGCUGCUUCACAAUCAUCAUCGUUUUAGGCAGAUUUAGUUUCAAAGUAGUGUAUUAUGUGAUUUAAAUUGUUUUUUACUAUAGUUUUAUUACGACCAUUUUCAGCCCAUUUUCGUUGAUCGAUAGCGGCUGCAGGUUCAUGGGAGGGUUAUGUAUUGAUUUACAUUGGUUUUUACUAUCAUUGGUCGGACGGGUGAGAUGUUUUAAGUUUUGUGAUUAUGUUUUGGUAAAUUUAUUAAGAGAAUGAAAUGUCUCUUAAUAUUUUUUUCAAUAUGAUUGAAAUCAAUAACUACUGCAUAAUAUUGGAAAAAAGUUAUGAGUAAUAUGGUGACUAAAGAAGGAUGAAACAAACGGUACAUAAGUACAAACUUUUUGUGUUCAAAUUACUUAAAAAUCGCUAUACAUUUUGUAUUUUAUAUUUUUCUUUUUAUAAUUUUAAUCACAUUUACUGCACCAGAUUUAAUAAUUGAGAAUAUCUUACCCGUCUUCAUGAAAUAAAAAUAAUAUGGCAAAACUUUA
This is a messenger RNA of Colias croceus (clouded yellow), 3091 nucleotides long. RefSeq names its product circadian locomoter output cycles protein kaput (gene Clk). NCBI's taxonomy places the organism in Eukaryota, Metazoa, Arthropoda, Insecta, Lepidoptera, Pieridae. Bases 507 to 2324 code for a protein of 605 amino acids. The transcript is spliced from 13 exons. Gene Ontology annotation, biological process: circadian regulation of gene expression; regulation of transcription by RNA polymerase II. Gene Ontology annotation, cellular component: cytoplasm; CLOCK-BMAL transcription complex; nucleus. Gene Ontology annotation, molecular function: RNA polymerase II cis-regulatory region sequence-specific DNA binding; protein dimerization activity; DNA-binding transcription factor activity, RNA polymerase II-specific. The record is from RefSeq and is a predicted model, not a curated record.